AUGAGAUCAGACGAUGGUUGGGAAGCCUUUUUUGAUAGGGUUGUUGAGUUCUGUGUAAAUCAUUUCAUUGAUAUUCCAGGUCUGGGGGAAACUUACAUUAUGCGUGGUGGUCGUGCUCGUCGCCAACCAGAUCGUUUUACUAAGGAACAUUAUUUCCGGGUGGAAGUAUUUCGUGCAACACUUGAUACUCAGCUACAUGAAUUAGAAUUCAGGUUCAAUGACAAGGUACUGGAUCUUUUGACCACAAGUGCUACUCUGAUCCCCAAAAAUAAAUUCAGAUCUUUCAAAGCUGAUGAUAUUUGCGAGUUGGUGAAGAAAUAUUAUCCAACAGAUUUCACUCAACAGGAAAUCUAUGGAUUGGAGCAACAACUAAAACACUUUGUUGUGGACGCCUCCAAUGAUAAAGAGUUGAAAAAUGUGUCAACCUUAACAAAUCUUUGUCGAUAUCUCUUUGAGACAGGGAGGCAUUCUAUCUACAAUUUGGUUGAUCGAUUGUUGCGAUUGCUUCUAACUCUUCUAGUUUCUACAACAAGUGCCGAGCGAGAAUUCUCUACUUUGAAGAUCAUCAAGACAAGGCUACGUAAUACUAUGGAAGAUGAUUAUCUAGCCAAUAGCUUGCUAGUAAACAUAGAGAGUGAAAUUGUGGAGAAGUACAGCUAUGAAGAUGUUCUUGUGCACUUUAAGGGUGUAAAGAAACGAAGGGCUGGUCUCUAG
Molecule: messenger RNA, 714 nt
Organism: Aegilops tauschii subsp. strangulata
Lineage: Eukaryota; Viridiplantae; Streptophyta; Magnoliopsida; Poales; Poaceae
Molecular function (GO): protein dimerization activity
Source: RefSeq, a predicted model, not a curated record